UGGUAAACACAGUCAAUAACCAUUGAAACCCUCGUUGAUCGCACGCCACGUGUCUAUAUCUAAUUGGGUCGUUCAUAGUGAAGGAACAGUAUCGUCACUUUCCUGGAAAUUUCCUUCCGAGAGAGAAAAAGCAAAAACCUGCAACAAAGCCUUAUAACCUCUCUCCCUUCUCUGAUUCUUUUUACUUCUGUGCUUUAGUUUUUCUUUUGAUUCAGCAACAACAAUGGCGAAAUCUGACAUUGAGAGUGGUGGAGUGAUCACUGGUAACGAGCUGUAUCCGAAGAUGACGGAGAGCUCCGAGCUCCGUUGGGCCUUCAUAAGGAAGGUUUACACGAUCUUGUCUCUUCAGGUGAUUCUCACCGUCGGAGUCUCUUCCGUCGUCUUCUUCGUCCGCGAGAUUCCAGAUUUCAUCACGACGACUUAUUACGGACUCGGCGUCUUCUUCGUCUCACUCCUUCUUCCUCUCCUCAUGUUGUGGCCGUUGAUUGCGUUUCAGAAGAAGCAUCCCAUCAACCUCAUCAUCCUAACGCUCUUCACUCUCUCCAUCUCUUUCGCUGUUGGGCUUUGCUGCUCUUUCUCUAAAGGGAGGAUUGUUCUGGAAGCUGCAAUACUCACUGCUACAAUGGUCUUAGGCCUAACAGUCUACACUUUCUGGGCGGUGAAGAGAGGCCAUGACUUCUCCUUCCUUGCGCCAUUCCUCUUCGGUGCUCUCCUUAUCAUCCUCGUCUUCUCUCUGAUUCAGAUAUUCCAUCCUCUCGGGAAGCUAUCGUCGAUGAUAUUUAGCGGUAUAGCUGCAAUCCUGUUCUGUGGCUACAUCGUCUAUGACACGAAUCGGCUUAUCAAAAAGCUCGAGCAGGACGAGUACAUCAGUGCUGCGAUUUCUCUUUAUCUAGAUAUCGUGAAUCUGUUCCUCAACCUACUCGGUAUUGCCACCGUCAACAGUUAGUGUCUUUGUUAAACACAUAUCCUAUCUGCGAAUGUUAAGCUACUUAGAACGUCUCUUAUAUAUAAUGUUAAAGACUUUGUGUUUAAGGUGUUCCUUGUUACUCAAGUAAUCUCCAAAAUAUAAUGGAGAAACCUGCUUAGUACUACACUCAAUGCACUCAAAAAAUGUUUUUUUACAGUAGUAAAAAUUGAUAACUUUAUAAAUAGAUACAAUCUGCUAAAACCGAGUUCUAUUUUUGUAAUGUCG
Messenger RNA from Thlaspi arvense, 1192 nucleotides. NCBI's taxonomy places the organism in Eukaryota, Viridiplantae, Streptophyta, Magnoliopsida, Brassicales, Brassicaceae. The record is from the annotation of a GenBank genome assembly.